Molecule: messenger RNA, 1090 nt
Organism: Desarmillaria tabescens
Lineage: Eukaryota; Fungi; Basidiomycota; Agaricomycetes; Agaricales; Physalacriaceae
Product: galactose mutarotase-like protein
Exons: 4
Coding region: 125-991 (288 amino acids)
Biological process (GO): carbohydrate metabolic process
Cellular component (GO): cytoplasm
Molecular function (GO): glucose-6-phosphate 1-epimerase activity; carbohydrate binding
Source: RefSeq, a predicted model, not a curated record
AGCUCGUUACAGAGGUCAUCUGGAUGGCACACAGUAUUCUUUACACCGGCCCGUUGAAACUUCACACAAGAAUUUAAGCAAGCUAAAUCCACUUUACUAACACGUUCCUCACAACAAACAGACGAUGCCGUUUGAAUCGAAAGAAGACAGGCUGAUUCUUCGUCACGCGAAGGGUCCAAGCGUUGAGAUUCUUUGGUAUGGAGCAACUAUCGUUUCAUGGAGCUCAGGGUCCAGAUCGAAUCCAGCGCUUUCCGAGCGCAUCUUUGUAUCAUCAAAAUCACCCCUGGACGGUUCAGAACCUGUCAGAGGCGGCAUUCCAGUCGUCUUCCCUUGCUUCGCGUAUCCAACCCAUCCGGACCACCUGAAACUCGGUAUACAUGGAUUCGCCCGGAACGAAUACUGGAAGUGGGAUGGGAAUAUUAUUGACAACGAUUCUGAAAUAUCAGUCAAACUUGCCCUCGACCCAGUCCCGAGCAUCACUGCCGUCUACGAUAAACUCUUCCAUCUUGACUACGUCGUAACGCUUUCCGAAUACACUCUGAAAACCGACCUGCAUGUCACCAACACGUCGCCCGACACACCGUUUGAGUUCCAAGCGCUUUUCCACACCUACCACGCAUGUCCUUCGAAAGACGUGCGAAUCAAACCGCUUAAGGAUCUAACCUAUUACGACAAGACUAAACUGACGGAUGGCAGGCCGACGAAGAGGGUCGAGGAAAGGGACGAAGUUGACGUAAACAAGUGGACUGACUCGGUCUACGAGAGUGCUCCCGGGACGUAUGAGAUCAGGUGGCCAGGUGGUGGUGUUGAUGUCACCACCAACAUGGAAGACCUUAUCGUGUGGAACCCUCAAGUAACUGCCGGCCGAAAAAUUGCCUGCAAUGGAAGAAGGGACAAAUUCGUCUGUGCUGAACCAGGUCUUGCACUGGCAUUCGAAACCCUUCAACCAGGGGAAAGCUGGAUUGGAAAGCAAGAGAUCACGGUUAAAUGAAGCCUUUUGAAGAGGCACGGAAUUCGCUUACAACUACAUAAAGGAAAUAAAAUCUUAAACUUAUGCUACCAGAGCUAUUGCCAACCAAGCCUUCGUCUG